Rotaria sp. Silwood2 is the source of this 369-nucleotide messenger RNA. Lineage: Eukaryota; Metazoa; Rotifera; Eurotatoria; Philodinida; Philodinidae. The record is from the annotation of a GenBank genome assembly.
AUGUGUGCUUCACCAGCUUUAUGUAUUGCACCACGUCAUGUCUAUGCUGGAAUUAUAUCCAAUAAAACAAAUAAACCAGUGUUAUGUACGAUUCAUUAUUCUUCGAAGGCAAAUAAUAAUGCUGACGAAUCAAUUUCUGUAACACUUGAUUCUGGUGGUCGAGCUUUUAUACCUGAACGAGAAUAUCAACCAACACCAGAAGCAACAUUUACUUGUCGUAAAAUUGUCUCUCGAAUCGAUGUUCAAGCCGAUAAACAAUCAUUUUCAUUAGAACAACCUUUUGAUGGUGUUACAUGUCCAGUAACAGAAUGGAAAUUCGAUAUACAUGAUGAACGUAUUGCUUCAAUUAAUCCAAAUAUGCAAACAUAA